Messenger RNA from Synchytrium microbalum, 3867 nucleotides. RefSeq lists its product as uncharacterized. Gene Ontology annotation, molecular function: mannan endo-1,4-beta-mannosidase activity; metal ion binding; protein binding. NCBI's taxonomy places the organism in Eukaryota, Fungi, Chytridiomycota, Chytridiomycetes, Synchytriales, Synchytriaceae. The transcript is spliced from 14 exons. Gene Ontology annotation, biological process: substituted mannan metabolic process. Bases 1 to 3867 code for a protein of 1288 amino acids. The record is from RefSeq and is a predicted model, not a curated record.
AUGGAGGCAGACUCAUACAGGUCAUGCUGCGGCUUCCUCUUCUUCUCAAAGGUCUUCUUGUCUCUGGCAAUGUCUUUUGGCGGGUUGGGUUUCCUAUCUUUUUCCAUCUACGAUAGACACUCGUAUAUACUGCUACAUCCUCCACCGGCCUAUGUAACUCCCUCUCCAACGCCCGUAAUCGUCCUGAAUUCAAGCAAUACAUACUGCUGGGCAGGAAAUGUAAAUCAUCUCCAGGGUGUCGCUUCUGGAACCGUAGAACCACCAGAUUAUACUACCUUCUUUGGCGUAUCGCCAGAUUGGGGUACUCUACCUGUCGUAAACUCAUUAGGCGCUCUGGUAUCGUCCUUGAAGGGACAGAACCCAGCAGUCAUCAACUCCUUCAUCCAAGUCAACUCCACUUGGGACUUCCAACCUAAUAUGAUGAAUUGGCAAGCCCAACAAGUGGGCGCUCUCGGUGCCAUAUUCGAAAUAACCCUGCAACCUGACAACACAUUAGAAGUGGUCCCGGAUAGUUUCUUUACUGCUGUCGCUGCACAAAUGGCGCAUUUGAAUUCUUAUUACAACGUCCCAGUUAUACUAAGAUGGGGCCAUGAAAUGAACGGAGGCUGGAUGACAUACGGACUACACCCAAAUGCAUAUGUGUUGUCCUUCCGUAAACUGUCUACUGCUAUCAGGCAGGUCACCAACAUGACUGCUAUGAUGUGGGCACCAAAUCCAGGUCUCAAUUAUCCAUUCGGCUAUACCGUCGCAGCUACUUCCCCAGAAUUCAAGUAUCUGGAUUCAAAUGGUGAUGGUGUCUUUAAUGCACUAGAUGAUGCUUAUGGACCAUAUUAUCCCGGCGAUGCCUAUGUUGACUGGGUUGGAUUGUCCAUGUAUAUGUACAGAACAGACUCGGCAGGCACUACAAGGAACGGUAACUUUGCCGUAGGACCAUGCUUUGUCAGAGACUAUGUCACUGGAUCAGUCAACUGCCAGUCUGUUGGUCGUCCAGAUCACGACUUUUAUACACGCUUCUCAUCGUCAAAGAACAAACCAUUUGCUCUACCGGAAUCUGGAGCUGCAUAUGCUCUAAAUGGAACAGAUACGACUCUCGCUGGACAAGUGGAUGAAUUGGGCAUGAAGGCUGCAUGGUGGAGGUCUCUUUGGGCACAAUCGCCGGCCGGCAACCAAGUGCCAACCUUCCCUCUGCUCAAACUGAUCACGCAGUUUGAGGAGCGGAAGGUCGAGCCAAUAGCGCUAGGAGCACUAGGAACCAUACGGCAGGAUAAUGACUAUCGCAUUGCGGCUAAUAGCACAAUUGCUGCUGCGUUUGUGUCACAAUCUGCAACAUAUGCUGCUCGCUUAUUAUGGGCCAGUCAGCUCAAGUAUACAUGUGGAGGCUCAGAUCUUCAGAAGCUGUUAAAUCCUUUGAGAAACACCAUCUUUGGGGAAAAGCAGCUUGAAGUGGAAUAUAUGGAGCUUCCAACACAAACCUCUCCCGUAUUGCCAAAUGUGCCUCAUCCAAUUUAUGGGAACUUACACUUAAAUGGAGGUGGCUAUUCGAUUUCCGGAUCGCCUGCCUUGACCGUUCUGCAGUCAUCAACAUUAAAAGAAGCAUCACCUCCUCCUGUCGAUAGUUUGACAAGUGCUUGCCUGUCUGGAGAUGUGGAUUCCGUACUAGGUCUAAUUACAACAGAAAAUCAUUCUGUGAAUGUUGCAAAUACGCCAUCUGGACUGCUCCCAAUACACAUCGCAGCAACAAAAGGACACACACAUCUCGUACAAGCACUGGUUGAGCAGGCUGGAGCAAUAAUAGAUCUAGGAGAUAAAGAAGAUGAAACUGCUUUAGGCAAGGCUGCUUAUCACAACCACGUUGAAGUCACGAGAUACUUGUUAAAGCAGCACGCCAACGUUAAUCAUCACGACAAAGAUCGUUGGACGGCCCUACAUAAUUGUGCCUCUCGUGGUCAUAUUGAGAUCGCCAAAUUAUUACUUGACGCUGGUGCUAACGUGUCGGCUCAAUCCAAGACUGGUCAAACGGCUCUCAUGAAUGCAGCUGCAAAAGGAUACUUAGAUAUUGUGCAGCUGUUGCUGGAAAAUGGAGCAAACCCCACGAUUCAGAAUAAUUUUGGUGAAACCGCGUAUGAUCUAGCUGCUCAAAGUGAGGAAGCAUACAUUUGUGAAGUUUUAGAAGCUGCUGAGUCUGAAUGGCAUGAUCAGCACGGAACCACUCCAUCGUCAUCACAUUCUGCUGUCAUUGAAAUACUCCAUGAAAACCAACGAUCGACAUUCUUGUCAUCAAAGUUUUCUCCGCAAAACCUCACAAAAGCUGAUUAUCGUGGUCCUUGGUCCACUGCAAGUGGACGGCCUGCAUCAUUUGACACGGUCCACCUUCCAUUCAAGAAGGAUCCAGUGUCUGGAGAAAUAAUUAGGUCUUGGUUUUGGCUAAGUGACUGGAAGGUCGAUCUCAAACACCCCAUUCAAGACUCUGAAGGUUGGCAAUAUGCAAAAUCACUUGAAGAUCCCGAUGAGUUGUGGUUGUCGGAGCUACCAUCUGGGCUAUUGUCUGUGUCUGGAUUAUCUGGCUUUGUUAGACGAAGGAGAUAUAUUCGGGUUAGAAAGCGCCGUGUAAAUGUGAAUUCAUUAUCGGAUGACAGUAGUCAAGCAGAUCACCCUUCUCCUCCAGAGAGUAAUGAUUAUAUGGCUCGAGCUAAUGCCGUCCUAUAUACUUCCGAAGAUGAAUUGGAUUUAUCUCGUCGUGAUAUCGUGUCGUUGACCAACGAAUCUAGUAGCUAUGAGCAAGCUAUUCAAAUCCUGUUAUCUGGCCUGAAGACUGAUACGAAUCCUGAACGCAAGCGUGUAGCGUCGAAUCUCGUGUCCAAUCACUUGGCACGUGCAGAAUUAUUGCAGGAGGCAAUAAGUCACUAUGAAGAUCAGGAACCUGACGAGAGUGACGAAGAGCAGUUGACUCCUCAAGCUUUAGCUGCUAGGAGAAAGGCGAAAGGAAAGGAUAAGGCUGGCACAAUACUUUCACCAACUUCUGACGUACAUGGCAAACCAGAUCUUCAGCAAGUGACCAUAGCAUCAGGUUUAUCGGAAGCUCUCGCUGCAGCCAGUAGACAACCCUCUCAAUUAUCCAUUUCAACCAAACCUGAAUCAGAAACUAGCGACGGGUCUCAAAGUAUAUCGCUGACUGUUGAUACUGCACCACAACCAGCUAGUUUUGCAACAGACAUUCGCCCAGAGCGAUGGAUUGCCGAUGAUGAAGUCAUGGCAUGCCAAAAGUGCUCUAGGCAAUUCACGAUAUUCUUCCGCAAACAUCAUUGUCGAUGGUGCGGCAAGAUCUAUUGCUCGAAUUGUACGAAUGGAAGGAUCGCCUUGACUCCUAAUCUUCAACCACAUCGGGUGUGUGAUUCGUGCAUAGAUGUAUUGACUUCAGCAGCAUCGCCACUACCAGCUGCACUUCGCAAAACUGCUACCUUGCCGAAUAGUAACCGUAAUUUGUUGGCUAUACCUCGACAUAUCGAUCCAGUGUCGCCACGUCCAGGAUCGAUCGCAUCUGAAGCUGAAUCUAUAUUGAACGAGUGUCCUGUUUGUCAAACGAGGUUUGAUGGCACUCUCGAUGAAGCGGAGGUGGAAGCUCAUGUUGGAGAUUGUCUACGUAAAAUCUCGACUGGGGGUAAAGGGUUGAUUGUGAAUGGAAACAGAUACACUGUACAAGUCCUCACACAAGACAUGCCGGGUCGAGAAUGUGCCAUAUGCUUUGAGGAAUUCGUCAAAUCACAACGAAUCGCUAGGCUUAACUGCUUGUGUGUCUUUCAUCAAGACUGUAUACAAUCGUGGUUUUCAAAGACCACACAUGGCUCUUGCCCAGUACAUCACCCAUGA